This is a messenger RNA of Babjeviella inositovora NRRL Y-12698, 1659 nucleotides long. RefSeq lists its product as uncharacterized. NCBI's taxonomy places the organism in Eukaryota, Fungi, Ascomycota, Pichiomycetes, Serinales. The record is from RefSeq and is a predicted model, not a curated record. The transcript has a single exon. Gene Ontology annotation, biological process: DNA replication initiation. The coding region runs from base 1 to 1659 and encodes 552 amino acids. Gene Ontology annotation, cellular component: DNA replication preinitiation complex.
AUGUCAGAGUUAUUUGAUACACUUCGCCUCGACAAAGCGGAGUUCUCCCGGAUGAGAGCCAUGUCUGCGCUUGCGGACGAUGAUCUCCGCACGCUUCUCUCCGGGUUCUCCAUGCUACCCGACAGACCCGUUGGAUGCCCGAACUCCUCUCCGGUCAAGGGGUUCUUCAGCUCCCCGGUGAAGGAACAGAGUGCAGCGGCAUUCCUUGGGAGUCGGUACUACCAAAGUCUUUACCUUUUGACUACACCCUUGACAUAUUUUCCCAAAACCACACUCACACGACUAAAAGUGUUAUGCCAGGGAGAUCUGGAGCUUGAGACAACAUUGUACCUGGUACUUCUAACUAUGGAAGGUUUUGACAGGCGCCACACUGGGAGGUUAGGACUCCUUGAGGGACCAGUGGCCAGUCAUAGGGACCAUAUAGAAAGCGAGACAGUUAACCGGGAAAAGUUGCUAGAGCGCUAUGCCGGGAUUUUGGGGGUUUCGGAGCCUCCAGUAGGAGACACCGCUAACGAGCCCACAAAAGAGGAUAAGGUUUACAGUCUUGUGCUCCGCUUGAAGGUGCGCGAGGCACAGCUCCAGAUUCUCGUCUUGUUCGAAAUGUUUUUGCUCAAAAACGUGGAUAUCACGGUUGUAAAGCACCAGGCGGCAAAGAAGCACCAGAAAAUUCCUGUAAAGUCUCUUGUGCGGAGUAAGAGUCGGAUGAAAAGGCGUUUGGUGCCGACGUUGGUAAACCCAGAAUCUCUUGAAGGACCUACCGAUGGGUUUCAAGCGCUGCUAUCUGACGGAAAAAUUGACUACACAGACCUCCUACUGCGGUUGGACACGUUUAUCGAUCGGUUGGCAGUAUGGGACGCACUUCUCGCACAGGGGCCAAAGUCCGAAGACAGUGCUGUUGGCUUUGUCGCCUACGUGAUCAACCCUUACUUUGGAAAAAAGUCCUUGCAGUUGGUUAACUAUAUGCUCGAUAAGAUCAAAGGUCCCAGCUUCAAGCAACGGAAGAAGAGACCCGUUCUUGAGGAACCAGUGAAUCUGGAGCCACGGAUGACACGCAGUGCCUCUCCGUUGCCCCUUCCUGUCCAGCUUCCGUUGCCCCUUCCGUCUUUGGAAGGGGAAGAGAGAAGUUUCCGACGGGUUCCCGCCCCACCGCACCUAACAACACUCACACGGUCCAAGUCCAACCUGGAGCGCCCUCUUCUGCUCAAACGCGCCUCUUCCACUUCCUUCACGUCCAAGAACUUGGAAAAGCGUCAAGUGGACCUCAGUAUGCCUCUAUUAAAUCCCGAGGCCCUGGAGAAAAAGCCCCAGGGUGUGAAGCAGGCUAAAUCUGGGUUUAUGAACGAAUCCGGUGGGAUCUUCACCAAGGCCGCCAGCGGAACGUCGCUUGCGACCCAGUCCUUUUCCCAGGUUGAGGCCACCCCUAGUUCGAACCGUAUCCGCCAUGUGAACCUUGAGGAAAAAGUUGUGUUUGCCACUCCUCAAGUGAAAACCCUUAGAACGCAAAUUGAUAGCGCUGAAAGAACGGAGAGUGAGGUGAUCCAGAGCUCGCCUAUGCACUUUGCCAUUGAUUCGUCACCAUUGGGCAAAGCCUCUCGCCCAGAAGAGGGUGUAUCUCUUGGAAGCAGGGUCAAGCGAAGAUUGUUUGCCCCGCAAAAUUAG